CGUAGUUCACAGUGCAGUGAGGCAGAUGGUGAUUCAAUUAUCGCUGCGCUCUGUUGGGUUUAGUUCAGUGAAUGAUUCAUCAGACUUGUUUCAAACCAGUGGAUUGCAGAUUUGCCUUGUCAUAAGGUUGCACGUUUCAUUUCGAAUGUUUAUGACAAUAUGGCGGAAGGAGAGGAGCCGGAGAAGAAAAGAAGGAGAAUAGAGGAGCUGAAUGAGAAUAUGGUUGUGGAUGGAGGGAGUGGGGAUCACACAGACUGGCAGGGAAGAUGGGACCAUGUCAAAAAGUUCUUAGAGAGAGUUGGACCCUUCACUCAUCCGGAUUUUGAACCCAGCACUGAGUCUCUCCAGUUUUUACUGGACACAUGCAAAAUUCUGGUUAUUGGAGCUGGUGGACUUGGUUGUGAGCUGCUCAAAGAUCUGGCCUUGUCAGGUUUUCGGCACAUUCAUGUGGUGGACAUGGACACCAUUGAUGUUUCUAACCUCAACAGACAGUUCCUCUUCAGACCAAAGGAUGUGGGCCGACCAAAGGCAGAGGUUGCGGCAGACUUUGUAAAUGGCAGGGUCCCAGGCUGCAAUGUUGUCCCACAUUUUAAGAAAAUCCAGGACUUGGAUGAGACAUUUUACAGGCAAUUUCACAUAGUUGUCUGUGGCCUGGACUCUGUUGUUGCCAGAAGAUGGAUGAACGGGAUGCUGUUAUCUCUGCUGAUUUAUGAAGAUGGUGUCCUAGAUCCCAGUUCCAUUAUUCCAUUAAUAGAUGGAGGCACAGAGGGCUUCAAGGGCAAUGCCCGAGUCAUUCUUCCAGGCAUGACAGCUUGCAUCGAUUGCACCCUCGAGCUCUACCCUCCACAGAUAAACUUCCCGAUGUGCACUAUAGCCUCAAUGCCACGGUUACCAGAACAUUGCGUUGAAUACGUCCGCAUGCUGCUUUGGCCCAAAGAAAAGCCUUUUGGAGACGGUGUAGCCCUAGAUGGAGAUGACCCAACGCACAUCCAGUGGGUGUUCCAGAAAUCUCUGGAAAGAGCAGCAGAGUUCAGCAUCACUGGGGUGACUUACAGACUCACCCAGGGGGUCGUGAAGAGAAUAAUUCCUGCUGUGGCUUCUACAAAUGCUGUUAUUGCUGCUGCUUGCGCCACCGAGGUUUUUAAAAUUGCCACGAGCGCCUAUGUUCCCUUGAACAACUACCUGGUGUUCAAUGAUGUGGAUGGGCUGUACAUGUACACCUUUGAGGCUGAGAGAAAGGAGAAUUGUUCUGCCUGCAGUCAGGUGCCACAGGACCUACAGUUCCCACCUUCAGCUAAACUACAGGAGAUUCUGGACUACUUGACUGAGAAUGCCUCUCUCCAAAUGAAGUCUCCUGCCAUCACGACAACUUUGGAUGGAAAAAACAAAACUCUGUAUUUACAGACCGUAGCAUCUAUUGAAGAGAGAACGCGACCAAAUCUAAACAAAACGCUGAAAGAGCUUGGACUAGUCCAUGGACAGGAACUGGCAGUGGCUGAUGUCACCACUCCUCAGACGGUGCUCUUCAAGCUCAACUUCAUCUCAUAGGACAAAUGCUUCAUUCUUAUAGACAGUUACAAGUGGUUAUUGCAGUCAUCAUCAAAAUGAAGCAGCCUUGGAAAUAGUUUAUAAACUCAACAUAUCAGCAGAGACAUCACAUGCACAUGCUCGGCUGGAAUUGCUGCCGUUUGUAUUUAGAUUUUAUGGUCAACUCUGUCCAUCAAAGACACUUACAGGAGACAUUUGUUUCAUUGUCUUGCACUGCUAUAGUCGUAGGAGACAUUUUGGUGGAUUUCUUUAUCUAUUUAUUUUGUUGUUGUGCAUUCACAGUAUCUUGUUCAGUGUCUUGUAGAAAAAAAUAUUCAUGUUUUGAAUUCAAUUUGGAAACCAUAUUUUAAACAAGUAUUGAAGUCCUAGUCCAGUAAUGCUUUCCUAUAAAUUUACUUUUACUCAGUUUGUGAAUAAAUAUAUUUGAUUAAAUAUUUAAAGAGACUGAAGGUAUUAAACCAUUAUAAAUUCUCUAGAAUUAAAAUUGACUUUUUGUAAGCAAACAGAAUGUUGCGUUAUCAAUGUAAUGUUAAGAAAGAGAUAUUAGGUAUACUGUACUGUUUUAUUUGUUUUAUGUGGCAUUGUUAUGUAAUACAAGUUUGUAGAAAUACAAUGGAGACACUUAUUCGCAAGGUCA
Sinocyclocheilus anshuiensis is the source of this 2185-nucleotide messenger RNA. Its product is annotated as NEDD8-activating enzyme E1 catalytic subunit-like. The record is from RefSeq and is a predicted model, not a curated record. Gene Ontology annotation, biological process: protein neddylation. The coding region runs from base 160 to 1548 and encodes 462 amino acids. The transcript is spliced from 19 exons. NCBI's taxonomy places the organism in Eukaryota, Metazoa, Chordata, Actinopteri, Cypriniformes, Cyprinidae. Gene Ontology annotation, molecular function: NEDD8 activating enzyme activity. Gene Ontology annotation, cellular component: nucleus; cytoplasm.